AUGAGUACCUCACGAAAAGAACUGAGGAGCGCACUCGUGCAUGAGGGAGACCUCAUGUGCUGCACCGUAAGCGGCGAGCUGUUAGCGAAUGCUACUAAAGUCACGUUGGAUAUCGGCAGGAUGUUCAUCAAGAAAACGGAAGAGUCAAGGAAAGCGGCGAACAGCGGACAGAGAUUUGAUAAUUGCACACAUUGGCGCUACAAAGCACCUGAAAUCACGGAGGUGGCUUCCCGACGCAGCAAAGCAGCUGAACCAAUUUCACAAGCACAACGCUGUUCUGUAUGGUCGCACGUAGAAUCUGAUUCUCACUCGUUCCAAUGGCAGCUGCGGUUGGCUCAGAUCGACCGAAGUUCCACGCAAGCGUUUCUCGUCAUUCGCUGUCGCCUUCACUCGUUUCCUCCAUGUCAAGCUAGCGUUUCCAGCCAGCGAGUACAGUCAGUUCGUGAUCCGAAGCUUGUGGUCAACCCCGCUCCACUACCACCAGUCGGUUUAGCCGGCUUAAACGAAACGGUGACCCUGUUAUCGUAA
This is a messenger RNA of Soboliphyme baturini, 528 nucleotides long. The record is from the annotation of a GenBank genome assembly. Lineage: Eukaryota; Metazoa; Nematoda; Enoplea; Dioctophymatida; Soboliphymatidae.